UUCUGGCCAUUUUGAUACCAGGCGGCGGUGAAUAAGCAGGAGCGGGUGGGAGUAAUUCUUCAGCCGUUUAAAAAAAGGGAAAAAGUACUGGUUUUAAUUUCUUCAGUGGCGGUUCCUUUGCUGAACCUCUUCCUGCUGGGCUCUCCUUCCACAGCUUCUUCUUCCCUGUAUUUUCUUCCCCUGCCUGCUGGGCUGUCUUGACACAGUUCUUCUUCCCUCUCUCUUUUUCUUCCCUGCCUGCUGGGCUUUCCUUCCACAGCUUCUUCUCUAUCCCCUUCUCUUUCCCUGUUGUCUUUUUCCCCCUGCAGCUCCAGCUGUCUCUCCGUCAGGCUUCUGCGGUGCUGCCACCACUUCAGCUCACUCCCCUCCCCUGCUCAUUCCCCUCCCCUGCUACAUUUUGUCUAGGAUGGUCGCGUACCACCUGCCAGGUGCCACCAGUUAAAAAGCCCUGCACUAAGACAUCCCUAGGAAUAGAAAUAAAAUACAAAUAGAAGGUUCUGAAGAAGCUGGCAGAUGGGAUCUUGGAACUACUGAACAAAACCUUUCGGAGCUCCUGGAGCACAGGUGAACUGCCAGAGGAUUGAAAAAGAGUGGAGCCAUGGGGAACACUACAAGUGAAAGGAUAUCAGGGGAACGCCACAGUUCCAAGAUUCACCGCUCAGAGGGAGCCAUCCACCAUGCCAAAGAUCAUUCACACAAGAUCAUGGUUGGCAGCACUGAUGACCCCAACAUCUUCAGCACCCAUGAAUCUAAGCUUCCUGGAGAAAAAGAGUUUGUAUCAUGGCACCAUGACUUGGAUGAGUCAGUUAAACCAUCCCAGCAGGCUCGUCCCACAGUUAUCCGCUGGACAGAUGGAGGCAAAGAAGUUUUCAUUUCAGGCUCUUUCAACAAUUGGAGUGCUAAGAUUCCUCUCAUUAAGAGCCAUAAUGACUUCGUUGCUAUUCUGGAUCUUCCUGAAGGCGAACACCAGUACAAGUUCUUUGUAGAUGGCCAGUGGGUUCAUGAUCCCUCUGAGCCUGUAGUGACCAGUCAGAUGGGAACAAUAAACAAUCUGAUUCAUGUCAAAAAAUCGGAUUUUGAAGUGUUCGAUGCUUUAAAAGUUGACUCCCUUGAAAGUUCAGAGACUUCCUAUCGAGAACUUUCUGGUUCCCCUCCUGGAAUUUAUGGCCAAGAUAUGUAUGUAUAUCGGCCUGAAGAGCGAUUCAAAUAUCCACCAAUUCUUCCUCCCCAUCUUCUUCAAGUCAUCCUUAACAAGGAUACUAAUAUUUCAUGUGAUCCAGCCCUCUUGCCAGAGCCAAACCACGUGAUGCUAAACCACCUUUAUGCACUCUCCAUUAAGGAUGGUGUCAUGGUACUUAGUGCCACCCAUCGCUACAAGAAGAAGUAUGUUACCACUCUUCUUUACAAGCCUAUUGGCGUCUGAUUCCUGCAUAUCUCCGUAGAGACUCAAGGACUCUUGCUUUUUCUGGAUAUGCCAGAAUACCAGUGGACUACCAGGAUGGGUAGUCAGCUUCCUGAUUAUUUUAUCAGACACAAGGUUUGGAUGACCCAGCCCCUAUUCUGAUUUUUCAGCUCAAUGAAGUUCAUCAUCUCCAUUCAGGACAAACAAUUUGGUAAAGCUACUGAAAUCAAGUUUUGGGUGCAUUAUUAUUAUCUCAUAUAUUGCAAACUGUGAGAUUGGUUUCUUCCUGAAACAAGGAGACCUGUCUUGCAAUCUUCCCUUCCACGUUCAAAAAGAAAGUCCAGUGCCACCCUCUUUUCAAAUUAUAUGACCAUUGUAUACAUGAUGGCCGUGUGAAGCCUCCAAAUAGAGACCUCUUAUAUUUAAAUGUUAACUUCUGUGGAACAGCUCUUAUUCUCAAGUAUUGAAAGUUUCAUUUAGUAGGAAAUGAGAUGAUAGUUAGACAAAUUUUGGCCUAGCAAAGUAGAAUUGCUGUUAUGUUUUCAGUAUCUACUGCUGUAAAGCCUUUCCCAUGUUUGUCAUUCGCGGGUGCCACUUAAGUGUGAUAAGGCCCAGUCCUGGACUGCGUGGGUGGCUGAACUGUACCAUUCAGCAGCAGCUUCUCCUCUGUUGAGUAUGCCAGUGAAAAGAAACCACAGUGUAUCUUCUGAAUAAAUAGAAAAAAAUUAAGAUUUUUUAUCUUUA
This is a messenger RNA of Crotalus tigris (Tiger rattlesnake), 2146 nucleotides long. It is a transcript of the gene PRKAB2, whose product is annotated as protein kinase AMP-activated non-catalytic subunit beta 2. The transcript has 9 exons. Gene Ontology annotation, molecular function: protein kinase binding. Gene Ontology annotation, cellular component: cytoplasm; nucleus; nucleotide-activated protein kinase complex. Gene Ontology annotation, biological process: signal transduction. Bases 599 to 1423 code for a protein of 274 amino acids. NCBI's taxonomy places the organism in Eukaryota, Metazoa, Chordata, Lepidosauria, Squamata, Viperidae. The record is from RefSeq and is a predicted model, not a curated record.